Messenger RNA from Capra hircus (goat), 1294 nucleotides. It is a transcript of the gene MRPS18A, whose product is annotated as mitochondrial ribosomal protein S18A. Lineage: Eukaryota; Metazoa; Chordata; Mammalia; Artiodactyla; Bovidae. Gene Ontology annotation, cellular component: mitochondrial small ribosomal subunit; ribosome. The record is from RefSeq and is a predicted model, not a curated record. The transcript is spliced from 4 exons. The coding region runs from base 523 to 1023 and encodes 166 amino acids. Gene Ontology annotation, molecular function: small ribosomal subunit rRNA binding; structural constituent of ribosome. Gene Ontology annotation, biological process: mitochondrial translation.
GCAUGGCAAAGUUAAUGCACUCGCCUCAGAUCACAUAGCUAGUAAGUAUCAGAGCUGGGAUGCACUCUGGGGUAUGAAACCCAGGCAGAGCUGCCAGUCCCAACUGCUAUUCUGCAUCAUAUCUGGAGAUGAGGCGGGCCUAGGGGAUGGACACAACCCUGGAGAAAUACAUACUUGUCCUUCAGAGUUCUGCUGGUGACAUUAAGCACCCUAUUUUUAGGUUUCAGGUGAUUCAGGCUUUGGGCCAGUUUGACCUGCAUGUUGUCCCUGUGCCCCUCUGUGGAAUGGGAUGACUAAGGGCAGAGAUCCCGGUCAGGUGGUGAGAGCAGGAAAGGCCACAUGCCCAUGGGAUCUGAACAGAACAACCCAACUAAUCUCCUGGGCUGGGAGCCUUGGCCUCACGCCACCCCAGGGUGGGGGGGUGGCGGUAUUCUUUCACCCUAUCCCCGCCCUUUUGCUGAUGGCCACUUGGAGUAACAGGGAACUUGCAGGCCACAGGCAGUGCUCUCAGCUUCUUGUGACAUGGAAGUUUGUAGGGUCCUGGCCAUACCUAGGAUCCCAGCUGUGGAUGGGGAGGGGAGCCCACACCUGCCUGACCACUGCGGAGUACUCUUCCUACCAGCCGUUUCCAGGAAAUGGACUUGGUUCUGUUUAUCAAGCAGAAGAAAUCCAAUCCCCUCCAAGGAUGUUCUGUUGCUCAGUCAGUUCAUCCGGCCACAUGGGGGCAUGCUGCCCCGGAGGGUCACCGGGCUGUGCCAAGAAGAGCACCGCAAGAUAGAGGAGUGUGUGAAGAUGGCCCAUCGAGCAGGUCUGCUCCCAAAUCACAGACCCAAGCUUCCUGAAGGAUUUGUUCCAAAGACCAGACCCCGACUCAACAGGUACCUGACCCGCUGGUCUCCCCGCUCCGUCAAGCCCAUCUACAACAAAGGCCACCGCUGGAACAAGGUGCGCAUGGCUGUGGGGUCCCCCCUCCUGAAGGACAACGUCUCCUACACGGGCAGGCCUUUGGUGCUGUAUCACUGACUGAGAGCAGGGCCUCCUGAGAGCCUGAGCUCAUCCUGCACUCCCACCCCAUCCCACCAGGGCGGCCCGGCUCCUCCAGUGCAGAUGGCACGGGGGGGUGGCAGGUCUGCUCCAGUGCCCAGGACCUGCACCACUACGGUGCUGGGCGCUGGCGGCAGUCAGGGCAGGCGACCCUGCGCAGCUGCGGUGGUUUCACGACUGGCCUGGGCUCAGGGCUGGGGCACCGGCCCUUUGUCUGAAGGAAUAUUAUAAACCAGGCUUGUGCUCCCCC